Messenger RNA from Diospyros lotus (date-plum), 1077 nucleotides. RefSeq lists its product as uncharacterized. The transcript has a single exon. Lineage: Eukaryota; Viridiplantae; Streptophyta; Magnoliopsida; Ericales; Ebenaceae. The coding region runs from base 1 to 1077 and encodes 358 amino acids. The record is from RefSeq and is a predicted model, not a curated record.
AUGGUCACCAAUCUUUCCCUCAAAGACAAUGAUCUAGAAUCACUUUUCUCAGAAACUGAUGAAGACAAUCCUCAAGUCAUUUUUGGCAUCUCCUAUGCCUCUGAUGUUGAUUCUUUCUCUGACACUGAUUCUCUCCACUAUGAAGUCACCUCCAUCCAAGCCGUGCUACCCGCCCCUUUCCUUAAACUCCAUGUUUACCCAGAAAAAUACUCUCAACCUCGCGCUGUUAUCGCUCUUUUUGAUACUGGCGCUGCCACCUCAAUCCUUAACCCCGCAGUCUUACACUCUUCCUUUUGGAAACCUCAUACCCAAUACUUCCAAGCUGCCAAUGGAGAAACCUUUGCCAUUGAACAAAAAAGCAAACCUGUUUACCUCCAGUUCUUCCCCGGACUUCGAAUCAAACAUAAAUUCCUUGGCUCCACUCUCCCAGGAAAAGAUCUCAUCCUUGGAUGGGAUAUCAUCAGCCAAUUAUGGAAAACCCAAAUCAAGCCCCUUGAUAAAGGUCUUCUAUACAAAGGAUCCUUCCUUCCUUUUGUAUCCCCUCAUAACCUUUUCAGCCUUACUGAACUAUCCACCAUCCAAACCCUCCUUCUCAAAGAUUGCUGUGCUGACACCCAUUCUGAGUUCCUUACCAAAUGCUCCAAACCCCUUUGGCAAAACCCUGAUUUCUUCAUCUCUUUUCCUUUCAAGAAAAAUGAAGACAUUAACCCUACCAAAGCCACCCACUCCGGAAUGAACCCUGAACACUACCAUUUAGCUGUCCAAGAACUCAACCAACUCAAACAAGAACACCUCAUUGAAGACACCACUUCCCAGUGGGCGUGCCAGGCAUUCUAUGUCAACAAACGAGCAGAGCAAACUAGAGAAAAACUUCGCCUCGUUAUCAACUACCAACCUCUAAACCAUUUCCUAGCCGAUAACAAGUUCCCCCUUCCUACCAAACCUGAUCUCUUUGCCCGAUUAACCAACGCCAAAAUCUUCUCUAAGUUUGACCUUAAAGCUGGUUUUUGGCAACUCGGCAUCCAUCCCGAUGAACGAUUCAAAACUGCCUUCUGCAUCCCCAACUUCCAUUACUAA